UAUUUUAGCUCUCGGUUCAUUUUGUUUCCUUCUUUCGAGCCGCUGUACAGGAAGUUAUCUUUUUCCGUUUCCGGUACGUCGCUCUUCUUUCCAACAUGGCGGCCUCCAUCACGCUCCGCUCCUCGGUGCUCCGCCGGUCUCUGCUCGGUUCUCUCCGCCUCUCCGCUCCCUCCGCGGGGCUCCGUCGGUGUUCUUCGGCUCCAGACCAGACACAGUCCGGGAUUAUAGAGUCCACGGAGGAGUACAGGUUCGUGGAGCGGCUCAUCCCUCCGUCUCGAGUCCCCGCUCCGCCGAAACACUCCGGUCCUGCACCGUCAGGAUGGAUCCCUCCGCCGGAGUCUCCCCCGGACCUCCCCUACAUGAUCCGCCGCUCCCGCAUGCACAACAUCCCGGUGUACACCGACCUGACCCACGGUAACCGGAAGAUGACGCUGGUACGGAAAGUGGAAGGGGACAUUUGGGCUCUGGAGAAGGACGUGAAGGAGUUCCUAAAGGAGGUGACCGGAAAUGACCUGCCCACUCAGGUGAACGAGGUCACCAUGACCCUAAAGGUCAAAGGUCACUUUGAUGUGGAGCUCAAGGACUGGUUGGCAAAGAAAGGAUUCUGACAUCACAGCUGAAAGGUGAUGGACUCCUCAGUCCACCUUGGACCUUCAGAUGCUCCACCAUGAGACUCGGUCCUGGACAAGACCAGAUCAGACCCUCAGAGUCCCUGAGAGAGGACUAAACCCGGAUUAUUGAAGAACCAGGACCAGUUAGACCCUUCAUGAUGGACUUACUUUGGUUAAAACCCUCAGAUCAGACCCUCAGAGAGGACUAACCCUGGACUAUUGAAGUACCAGGACCAGUUAGACUUAUUUUGGUUAAAACCCUCAGAUCAGACCCUCAGAGACCCUAAGAGAGGACUAAACCUGGACUAUUAGAGCACCAGGACCAGUUAGACCCUUCAUGAUGGACUUACUUUGGUUAAAACCCUCAGAGACCCUGAGAGAGGACUAAACCUGGACUAUUAGAGCACCAGGACCAGUUAGACCCUUCAUGAUGGACUUACUUUGGUUAAAACCCUCAGAGACCCCGAGAGAGGACUAAACCUGGACUAUUAGAGUACCAGGACCAGUUAGACUAUUUUGGUUAAAACCCUGCAAACACCUGAAAUAUAAAAUAAAUGAAAUAUAAAAGC
Molecule: messenger RNA, 1180 nt
Organism: Cheilinus undulatus (humphead wrasse)
Lineage: Eukaryota; Metazoa; Chordata; Actinopteri; Labriformes; Labridae
Gene: mrpl49
Product: mitochondrial ribosomal protein L49
Exons: 1
Coding region: 96-608 (170 amino acids)
Biological process (GO): translation
Cellular component (GO): ribosome; mitochondrial large ribosomal subunit
Molecular function (GO): structural constituent of ribosome
Source: RefSeq, a predicted model, not a curated record